Rhagoletis zephyria (snowberry fruit fly) is the source of this 7274-nucleotide messenger RNA. RefSeq lists its product as uncharacterized. Lineage: Eukaryota; Metazoa; Arthropoda; Insecta; Diptera; Tephritidae. The record is from RefSeq and is a predicted model, not a curated record.
ACUGUCCAGACAUCUUGGCGACCUCAGCUGCCGUUACCCAAAGAACUUGACAACUCCACCGAUGAGCCAGACGACUCAAACGUUGACGCCGUCGACAUGGAGCGCUCACAAAUAGCUCACAACGCAACGUCGUCACACGCCAACAGCCGAAAAGACAAUUCCCUAAGCGCCUCACAAGCGUCCACGAAUCAUACGUCAGCCAGCAGCGCUUCGAAUAAGAAGUGGUCCUUUGGGCGCCUCUUUCGCCGGAAGAAAGAUAUUGCCUCGGAUUCAUCGUCUGAAGAGGAUCGCAAAGCUGGCUUUGUACCCACCCAAAGAAAUGCACGCCAUGCCACCACCAGCAGCGGUGGCGGCGGCUGCGGCAGUAGUGCCAAUUUGAAAUACAAAAUCGAGAUAAAUCUGAGUAAAGUUAGUCGUAGCAGCAAGUUGAAUGGCGCCAGCUUCGAUCACAUCGUCAUCAAUCCGCAGACAGGCGCUCUAAUAGCACCACCACAUCCACCGCAACCACAGCAUGUGGAUCAUGAAUUCUUUUUACCCGUGGAGACCAUUUCACCCACGGAGGCUUACUAUCAGAAUCAGCAACAACAACAACAGUACCUCCCGCAUGCCGGCGCGAUCCAGCAUUGCAGCUAUAUGCGAUCCUCAAACUCGUUGGAUCGACGCGCUGCGCGUGCCGCGCUAAAAACACGUUCCGCGCAACGUUUGCCACACGAAGCGCUUGGCGCGCAUUCAUCCAGCGAGGAAGAGUUGAUUUCGUUGAACUCCUCAACUUUUUCAAAUAUCGCUAGUGAUGAGAGCAUUCAUAGUGGUGGAAUGGGUGCCGCCAAUAAUGCGCAGAGCAGGCGUAGUCGCGCCGCGCGCAAUGAGCGCUACUAUAAACGACUGUCGCGUGAUGGCGAGCCGAGCAGCGGCCAGGUGCCAGUCAUGUAUGCGCCACAGCCAACACAACGCUGGAAGACGCAACCAGUGCCGCUCUCUAUUUACAAUCCAUCAGCGCAAGCGACGCCAUCUAGCGCUGCUGCCCAGCCGCGCUUAAGAAAUACAAGUAGCCUGCAACAUGUCGCGCCCUAUGUGCAGUGGGGUCAACUACAGCAGCAACUGCAGCCAAAGAAUUUGCAGAAUAGCGUUAAUGAUAGCAAGCGCAGCAUCAGCUAUGACAGUCACAUACAUUUACAGAAUAUCAAUGGGCUGCAGACAAAACCGUUGCCACCACCGCCGCCACCACGUGAUCCACCGCGCGUAAAUGUCAGCGGACAGUUGCAGAAUGGCAGCGCUGGUGAUUUGCGCCCCAUUUCGUACGCCUUCGAUCAGAGCGGGCUACCGGCGCUGCCCACUGCUACGCACCGUCUGAGUGGGCGUUGUGUAUCAGAUGAUAAGAUUUGGUCGGGACCUGCGGGUCCUCAUUACCAGUCGGUGCAUUCGCUGAAUACGCCGCCAGCUGUGGCGCCAUUUGCGCCCAGUAAUACGCCACACCACCGGCGCUUCAUUACGCGCGCUGAACGUGAUGCGCAUCCCUCGAAGAAGUCGCUGCCGAACGGUUUGGAACAUCACUACGUUGCCGAUGCGACACCGCGCUCGCGCAAGCCCAUACACAUGCUGGAGCCGCACGCGGAUGCGACAAGCAAAGAUGCGAUGGCGGCUGCGAGUAUAUUGCGCACGACAAAGAGCGGACUACCUUCACCUUCGUCUCAACAGCACGCAAACGACUUUUGGAAACGCUUGGAUGCUGCGCAGCAUCGCGGUCGAGACGUGCAGCGCACAUUCGCGCCGGAGAGCAACGCCAAGCCGCGUUCGGUUUCUAGCUCGCGUGUCGGCGAGUUACGCGCUUACCCUAUACCUGUUUACUCGGAGGUGCAAAAGCCACACAAGAAGCCGCAGUCGUCACCACAACCCGGCGUUGAUGAGGUGGAUAACAUUGUGUGCGGCAGUUUGCGCAUAAAAUCGAAGCCGGACAAUUCGAGUUCGAAUUACGUAGAGAUACGCAGCAAGGACUACAGCAAGAGCAGCUCCAUGCCGAACCACUACCAGCGACGUUCGGGCGAGAUACCGAACACGCCGAACAAGUAUGACGAGUACGUGGCCGAGAAGCGCGAACAGCACCACAAACCCAUUUUCACGCCUCCCACGCCACCGCAGCGCAAGCUAUCCAUACCGCCCAGCAGCGCAGCCGAGGUGCCCAUAUAUUUUCCGCGCAAGAAGCCCGCCAAUCUUGAGGAGGCUAUCAACGAGCUGGAGGCCAUCUACAAGUCACUGGGGCUCACCGAGGAGCCAGAGAAGAAGGAACGCAUACCAACGCCCAGUGAGUUUGAGAAGUACGCUUUGGCGCACGCCGACGAAUACGAUGAUGAAGAUUCGCCUGCAGGCGAGCCCGAUCCCAUACGCGACGAUGUUGCCUAUCGUAACAUGCAGCUGGCGAAUUUGCAGCACAAAACCGUGGAGAAGCAGCCGCCCUUCGGCAUACCUAUUGGCCCGGUUGUUGCAGCGCCGCAAAACGACUAUCUGCAUGCUACGUCCAUAGUGGAGCCGACCCAACCGGUGGUGGUGAAUACGCCCGACAUUAUCAAAGAUGAUUUGGCCGUGCGCGCUUUGCGCAAGGACCCGCCUGGCCCCAAGGACAAAUUCUUGUAUCCGUACAGCUCGUUUCAGAAGAAGAAUCGCGCGACGCGCACACAAUCCGCAAACAUUUACAAUCUGAUACACCGCGACGCUGCCAAGCCAUCCGGUGGUGACCUGCACUCAUAUCUGGAACUGACGCGCAACUUAGAUCGCGCCGGCAGCAUGUCGGAUUUGCGUAAGGACGAUGGCGAGACGACCGCAGAUGUUCCAGCUACACUGGCGCUAUUGCGCAACCUCAAGGAGCAAGAUCAGCAGCAGCUGGCUGCGCCAAAGAAACUCUCGAUACCUUUCCGUCAUCCCAGUCAGGGUGGCGCCAUUUGUGCGCUGCCCGAAAAGCUGCCCAGCAGCAGCGUGGCGCACAAAGAGGAAGUACACAAACCGCCUGUGCCGCUGCCGCGCAAGAGUCUCACGCCUGAGCCCACGGCGGCGAAUGCGCAAAUGGAGGACGCGCUGAAUAAGAUUGCAAUGGACGCGCAAGAGAAGUCCGUCAAGCUGACGAAGGAGCUGCAAGAGUUGCGCAAGGAAGCGCUCAUAACUGCAGCGCGUCCGCCUAAAGUCAACACUGAGGAGGAGAAGCUGGAGAAAGAUUUGCAGGAAAUUGAAGCGGUGUCGGAGGCGGCAAAGCGCUGCGGUAAAAUGCUACUAGACACCUUGCCCGAUGCGAACAGCAGUCAAGCGCUGGCGAAGCCACGCAAGUUGCACAAAGAAGGAAAACUCAUUGAGGCCAUCGAUCAAGUGUCGGAGGCGGCCAAUGCGGUAUGCGAGAAGAUAUUGAAGGACAUUGUGACCACCGAGCCGCCAGUAGUUGUACAGGAGGCGGUGCAAGUGAAGAACAUAACACAAGCCAAACAACCAGAUGAGUCUCUGGUCAUGCCAAACCUUAUCAAGAAGCUGGAUCCCAUACAGUCGAAGCAGAUAGAGGCAAUCGCUAAGCGUUGCAUGCGUCAAUUGAGCGAGCUGGCCAGCGGCGAUGACAACCCCGACUAUGACAAUCUGAAUCAGGAGCUGCAGCAGAGUGCAGCCAGCAGCGUACAAGCAUCAUCAGCAGCCGCAGCUGUUGCCACCUGUAACGCCGAACAUAUACACUCGGAGCCAGCGGCAAAAGUUGAUAAUCUUGUUUCUACCGUUGCAGAAGAAGCAGAUGCAGCGCGCGCACGUCAAGCAACGACAGCGCAGAACAUUGAGGAAAUCGAUCAGAUCAUGCUGGAGUGCGAGGCCAAAAUGCGCCAAGGAGCGACAACCGUGUCCAAAGUGUCAGCGCCACCUAUUAUCAUCGCGGAGCGUACGCUGGGCACUGCACGCCAAGGCGGCGCGACAGCGCACAGCAGUGGCGAUGAUCACACGACUGCGCCCAGCAUAACCACAAGCAGCUGCAGCAGCAGCAACAAUGCUGGCGUCGUUGGCGUCGGCGCCGGUGCCGUCAAAACCGGUGCCAGCACAACAGCCUCCUCGUUUUCCUCAUCCAGCGAUUGCCUGGCCAAAUCAUCGAGUCCCUCCGCCAGUCGACGACAAUCUUCGAGCAUUACCUCCUUCAAUCCCUACUCCUCCAGCGAUUAUAUUAAGUCACCAAGUAGUGAAUAUCAUGCACCCAGCACCGAUCCAAUAAAAACCUUCAGCACCACAUCUUACGAUGUUCCAUCGACCACAAGCGCCACACCGAACAUAAGCGCCACAACGAAUAGCACAUUCAGCUACUCGCCAUCGCCACCACCGCCAGCGCUAAAUUUGACGCCAGUCAGCGCACGCGCCAUCGCCGCUACCACAGCCACUGAUGCGGCUGCGCGUCAUUCACAAGAGCGCGCACGUACACGUUCGCUCUCCUCCCCUUCACAGUACAACUCUUCCGAGGAGUUGGCAAUGAUUUUCGGCAUUGGUGAACAAUCGUCGUCGAGGCGUUCGCGAGCGCGCGAACAACAACAGCAGCAGUCGGCACAACCGUCUACCACAAAUGUUUCAGGUAAAGAUGAUGAUCUCACUACUACUAAAUCAGUUCAUGCGCCGCCAGCGCCUGUGUCUGUACAAGUGCCAUUGACAUCAUCUAAUCAUGCAUCCGCUCUCCAUGCAUCCAUGCUCGAUACCGCUACUACUACUACUACUACCGCUGCAAAAGCUACCCAGCUACACACUAAUCCCAAUGCUGUUGCUGUUGAACUGACUGUUGCCAAGGCAUACGCAUGCGCGAAGCCAAGCACUACUAAUAAACCAGAGCAUUUGAAUGUCAUUGUUGUUGUUGAUAAUGUAAAUGAUCGUGUUAGCGUUGUUGAUGUUGAAAAUGUAACAGGAACCACUACCAAAAAGAAUCCCAUUAGUACUAGUACCAUAGCAACCAAAAACUCCUCUACCAAACCCACACACUCCGACACUAAGAGUUCACCCACUAUGUUAAGUUCAAGUAGUUGUAAGCUAGCAUCCAUACCGGAGUCCCCCCCACAAGUUGAGAGCGCGCCAAUGGAGUGUGACUCAUUAAAACUUUCACCCAAUUUUAAUAAGAUCUAUGCUAGUAAAAUAAGUAUUGUAGUUGAUAAGGUAACGGCAGAAGCAGCCAGAAUGGGCGUGGUUACACAAUGCGAUUCGUUGAGCUCCGGCGAAGAGGAAACUUCAUCCAAUCCCGACUCGGGUAAUGUCAGUUUAGCAGACUUUCCGUUAUGCGCACAGACAAAUAAUGCAUGCUUACAGCUCGAGAGCGUGUGUAAUAGUCGUUUUGAGGUUAGAAAGAAUUUCGUGAGUGAGGUAUCCAUAGUGGGCGGGGUUUCGAAGGAAGUUGAAGACGCUAGAAGUGUUGGUGAAGCUGGCGUAGAAGUUACCGAAUUUCCACCACCGCCAAGCGAAGAGGAAUUACGCGAUAGUUUGGGAGGGGAAAAGAACGAAAAUGGUUUGGGUAAUGGGGAGUGUGAGAGAGUAGAGGCUGAGCAGGAAAUUGAACGGGAAUUGAAGCGCGAAAACCAAGAAGAUGAGAGAGUAGAAGUGAAGGCAAGUGAUCAUAGUGCAAGCGAAGCUCAAAAAGAGCAUGAAACUCGAGUAGGCAGCAGGCUAGAAGUGAUCACAAAGAAGCACAGUACUAGCGACACUCAGGAGCUGGAUGAACGUAGUAAAGACAUAAGUUAUGAAACCAUCUUCAGGAACACUUCAGCUCAUGACCAAGAAGAGAUUAGCUUAGAGAAUAGAGGAGAAGGUUUUUUGGGUGAAGAGCUUUCCGAGUCUAUAGAUGAUUCAAAGUUCCAAAACAGCACGCCCAUCAAGCGCAAAAUUAGUAGGAGCGACCUACUCGAGGUCGAUGACACGCAACACUUAAUAGAAUUAGCACAGUUGGUGAGGAGUAGUGGUUCGAGAAGAAAUAGCGCAUCUGCGCCCGAUGCAGAAUGCUCCACAAGUGAAACCCAAAAUCGCGCGCCCAUCGAGUGUGCGUACAAGUCUCCAGCGCGCAUUAGCACCGAAUUAGAUCAUUUACGGCUGGCGUUUUCAGAACUUUUACAAAGAAAUUUAACAGAAGUCGAUGAGUUGCCAAGCAUUGUAGAAGAAGAGGAUGCGGUAGAGUGUUGCGUCACGGCUAGCCAAGUAGCGGGAAGUGAUGAAUCGUCGCUCAACCUCACAGAUAAAGCAUACCAAACGCUACCACCACGCAAGCGCAGCAUAGUCUUUGAGACACCGCCACUUAAUCUGAAUAUCUCUGAAGUGAAAAUUAGCUACUGUCCCACUGAUAGCCAAGAAAGUGACAGUUGUCCAUCCGAUGCUUUGACACAAAUAGCAAAAUGCACUGCCGAGGUGGAGCAACUCAAUUCAGCACUCAGCGAAUUGCCGCAGAGUGUGGCCGCCGACGGGGAGGAGGCUACGGAGGCGGAAGAAACGCGCGACGGAUUCAAACCGGCCGCACCCACGGCGACUGGUCUACUGCCUUGGCGGCGCAGAAACUCUACUUUAGUGGACGGCGAAGCUCAAGCGCUCGACGAUGAGAAGCCUUCAACCAGCGCUGCGGCGGCGAAAAAUCAGCGGCACGCCCUCUCAGUAUUCGGUGAAUUGCGUCCGGCUGCGGGGGCGGCGGCGGCGGCAGCGGGUAGCUUGACAACACUUGAACACGUGCUGUUGGCUUGUUCGUUGGGCGUUAUCACACCCACAGAUCUAUAUACAAUGUGCCUGAUCAUAAUUGGCAUGAUAACUAUAAUAGCGAUUGUUUUGUUUUGAUUGAGUGGUGGCUUCAGAUUCACUCGGCGCUUGCGCUAACGAGUUUCGAAUUAAAGCAAAUGUUGUUUUUUGUAGUUGUUGAAAAUACCUAAGCCACUUUACACACUUUGAACGUAAAAUAAAAUUGCACGUUGUUAAGUUUGGUAGAAUGAUGGAUGAGAUAUGAAGAUGAAUAAAAGGGUAGAAAAUAAAAGCGAAAUGGAAAGAAUAUUUGAGUGUUUUUUUUUUUUAUUUAGAUGAGUUCCAAUUUUGUAUAAGUGGAAAAUGCACUCACUUACAAUUACAUACAUAAAUAUUGUAUACCUGCAUACGAUUGUAUUUGUUGUUAGUUGUAGCUAUAAGGUGACCAACUAAUCAUUUUUAUAUUCUUAUUUUUUGAGUUAAUUAACAAAUUCAACCAAAACGAUUAACGAUUUAUAAAUAAAUAUAGUAAAAUUUAUCGAUACUGUUGCUGCAAUAUAUUUUUAAUUUUGAAAAAA